Molecule: messenger RNA, 559 nt
Organism: Strongylocentrotus purpuratus (purple sea urchin)
Lineage: Eukaryota; Metazoa; Echinodermata; Echinoidea; Camarodonta; Strongylocentrotidae
Product: von Willebrand factor
Exons: 3
Coding region: 57-446 (129 amino acids)
Source: RefSeq, a predicted model, not a curated record
UUUAAUAUUUAUUUUAGUACGGAGACACGCUACCUAGCCCUGACAGCUGCGUUGAUAUGACCUGUGACGAAAUGUCCGGAAUCGUAGCUCAACAAAAAGCUUGCAACGUCGAAUGCGAUCAGGGCAGCCUGAUACACAUACCUGACCAGUGUUGUCCCGAGUGUGUGCCCACUAAAAAGCCAGGAUGUGAGGUGACAUACAGCAACAAGACCUUGGAAUUUGAGCGUUUUGGAUCCUCAUGCCGCUCCACCUCGCCAGUCCUUUUGGGCGAAUGCUCGGGUGGAUGUGUCAGCUCUGUGGACAGCAAUCAACAGAGUGAUUGCGAAUGCUGCCAGGUCAUUCAGACCACUCAAAUUACAGUCCCAUUCCGUUGCGCUAACGGCUCGCUGGGCAGCAAAAAUGAGAAUUCCAUCACGCAAUGCCUGUGUAUGAAGUGUCCACAAUAAGAACCAAGCAAUGGAAUCUAAAAGUGUGCGUUCCAUUGAUAUGCAUUGGUUCGAAUACAUCUUGUAGAAAAUGAGAAAUCGUGGAUCAUUGUAUUAACAAACUAAAAAAAAAA